UUGGACGCUAUUGACAUAGCGACAGGAGAGCUGGUAGAAAAACAGUKUUUUUCCUAUUUUUAUCAAUAGCUUUGGGGAAAUUAUCAUUCCAACAGCUGCUAUGAACGCGUCAGUGGCCAAAAAGACCCAAGACACUUUGGGGAAAGUGAUAAAGAAACCGCCGCUUACUGAAAAACUGCUCACCAAACCGCCGUUUCGAUACCUGCACGACAUAUUCAGUGAGGUGAUCCGGACCACUGGCUUCAUGAAGGGACUCUAUGUAGAGACAGAGAUGAAGUCAGACAAUGUGAAGGAUAAGGAUGCUAAGAUGGCGUUCCUGCAGAAGGCCAUGGACGUGGUAAUGCUGGUGAGCGGCGAGCCCCUGUCGGCCAAGCCGGCACGCAUCGUAGCUGGCCACGAGCCCGAGAAGACCAAUGAGCUGCUGCAGGCUAUAGCCAAGUGCUGCCUCAACAAGCUGUCCAGUGAGGAGGCAGUGAAGCGGGUGCUGGCGGGGGACAAGCUGGACCCCAAAGGGAAGGCCAGCACCUCCCGUUCCCAGGACAAGGAGAACCGGGAGGGACGAGAGCGCCACAGAGACCGAGAGGAGAGGAAGGAGAUACGAGAGCACAGCGUCGGUGGAGGCCGGGAGCAGAAGGACCCGGACCAGCCCAAAGAGCAGGAGGACAGGCGGGGCAACAAGGAGAAGGAGCCCCACCGCGAGGGAGAGAGGUCGGAGAAGGCCCGCGAACGAGACCGGACCAAAGACCGCGACAAGGACAAGAGCCGGGACCGAGAGAGGGACAAAGACAAGAGAAGAGAGAAAGACAGGGAACGAGACAAGGAGAGGGAGAAGGACAGAGACGGAGAGAAGAGCAAAGACAAGGAGACACACAGAGCGAGAGACCGAUAUAGGGAGGAAGAUGGAGACAGGGAUAAACGGCGAGACAAGGGAGAAAGGGAGAAGGCGAGAGAGACCAGACACAAACAGGGGGAGGAGAAGACCAAAGUGCCAGAGAAAGGCGACAAAAAGGCCAGAGUGUCAGAGGAGUCAAAACACCGACCACAUCCAGAGGAGCCCAGUAAAACAGCCAAACCUGAACCAGCGGAGUCUGACAGUCCAGCCAGAAUACCCCGGCCUUCAUCUGCUAAGGGGCAGAGGCGCAUGCCCAAAGCAGGAGUCCCACAAGAAGAGUCUGACGGUGAAGGAGAUGGAGACACUCCGUUGGCAGAGAGGCCGGUCCCCCUGGAGAACGGCGAUGCCACAGACGCAGUGCCAGCCCACAUGGCUCACAGCAACCGAAGGAUACCUCGGCCCAACAGCGCACGGCCCGCCCCUCCUCGGUUCAAGAGGCAGGAGAGCUAUGCUGACGUGACCCCAGCCGAAAGGCUGACCAGUGCCAAGCCCCCGGCGGCUGUCAUCAUGGAGGGGAAGAAGCUCUCUGAGGAUGAGGAGGAGGAUGAAGAUGAGCAGUUUGUGGUGGAGGCUGCCCCUCCUCCCCCCGACAUGCCCGACAUGGAGAUGGACCCUUCAGUGGGACUUCAAGGCGAUGAGAAGCAUGGUGGGCUGGUGAAAAAAAUCCUUGAAACCAAGAAAGACUUUGAAACAUCAUCAUCAUCAUCAUCUCCAAAGUCCAAAGACCAGACGCAAAGCCUGGUGUCGGAGGCGGCCAGGAAGAAGGAGAGGGAGCUGGUGUCCAGGGAGAUCGAACGGCUGCGCUCGUCCAUCCAGACGGUGUGCCGCAGCGCCCUGCCCCUGGGCAAGAUCAUGGACUACAUCCAGGAGGACAUGGACGCCAUGCAGAACGAGCUGCACACCUGGAGGAGGGAGAACAAGGAGCAUGCGCAGGCCCUGCUGCAGGAACAGAGAGUGACGGACAACGCCGUGGAGCCUCUGAAGGCCGAGCUAGCCGAGCUGGAGCAGCUGAUCAAGGAGCAGCAGGACAAGAUCUGCGCUGUCAAGUCCAACGUCCUGAAGAACGAGGAUAAGAUCCAGAAGAUGGUGACCAGCAUCAACUUCUCCUCGCGAACAUGAGGGGGAGCCAAGGUCCAAAUAAAGGGGUUCGCUCCCUUAAAAAAAUAAA
Molecule: messenger RNA, 2060 nt
Organism: Salvelinus sp. IW2-2015
Lineage: Eukaryota; Metazoa; Chordata; Actinopteri; Salmoniformes; Salmonidae
Source: RefSeq, a predicted model, not a curated record